AUGAGUCUUAUCAACGAUGGCAACGUGGGGGGCAAGAAGGAAGCGCUGGCGGCUGGGGGCGCUUUGCCGAAGUUGAGUGGGGAAGCUCUUCUGGCCAUAGAGCCUUUCGAGGGCGUCUUCGGCAGCAAAAAAACCCGCAAGAGGCCCCGCCUGCAGGCUGCGGACUUGGCCACUUUGGCCCUGCAGGUGGGCAGUUGUCUUUGCCAGCUGAAGUGCUCUGGGCUGCAGCACUUCGAGCCUGCAAAGAACAGUCUGUGCGAAGGUCGGGCCCUUUGCAUGCAGGCUGAAGAGAAAGAAGCUGCUUUUCAGAAGUCCGUUUCCGCUGGAGAUGUGCCGGCAGAUGAUGCGGAAAGUGGAGGCCCCGUGGAGUUGAUAUUCCAAAAGGGAACGAGCCGCAGGAUAUGGGGAGAGUUGUACAAAGUCAUUGACGCGUCGGACGUCCUAGUGCAAGUUGUAGACGCGCGUGACCCGAUGGGAACGCGCUGCAGACGCCUUGAAAAGUAUUUGAAGGCGCACCGUUCGUCGAAGCACUUGGUGUUGGUGGAUUUGGUACCUCCCCGUGUUGCACGUUACUGGCUGCAGCAACUCAGCAAAGAAAUGCCAACGCUGCUGUUACAAGCCGACAAGAACAAGAAAAAUUUCGGAAGAAACCAACUCUUUCAGCUUUUAAGGCAGUAUGGCCAGUUGCUUUCGAAUAGAAAGCACGUAUCUAUUGGGUUUUUCGGAUACCCCAAUGUAGGAAAGAGUUCUAUUAUCAAUUUUUUGAAGAGUAAACAAGUAUGCAAGGCGGCGCCAAUACCGGGGCAGACCCGAGUGUGGCAAUACGUCGCUCUCACCUCCAAGUUGUACCUCAUUGACUGCCCAGGAAUUGUUCCCAUCAGCAGCGAAGCAGGAACCGACACCGACAAGGUUAUGCGCGGCGUUGUUCGUCCUGAAAGAAUCAAUGCCCCUGAGGAGCACAUUCAAACUGUUUUGGAGAAAGUCAAGAGGGAAGCUAUACUAGCCCGCUAUGGCUUAGAUUCCAAUAUUUCUUGGGAAGAUGCUGAAGAGUUUUUGUCGAUCUUGGCCGUGCGACUUGGGAAACUCAAGAAGGGAGGGGAGCCGGACAUCUCCACUGCCGCCCGCAUCAUGCUGUACGACCUCCAGCGGGGCAAGCUGCCGUACUACGUGCUGCCUCCUUGCCUAGAGGCUGAAGCUGCGGAGGCAGCUGCAGAGGCCGAUGGCACUCCGCUGGACGGAGCAGUGGCUGUGCCGGAAGGAAAUGCACUAAAGCUAGAUGGCAGCAACUCUGAGGAUUUAGCGGACAAAGAGGAAAUCAACGGCUGUGAAGAGGAAGACGGGACUCAGCGGCCAGACGACGACACUCAGCAAGGGGCUCCGGAAGUGUCUGAUAGCGCUGCAGCAGUAUCCACUUCUGAACCAAAUAAACGAGCCAGAAUCGAUCGCUCUAGUAGUUCAUAA
Messenger RNA from Eimeria necatrix, 1461 nucleotides. Its product is annotated as nucleolar GTP-binding protein NOG2, putative. Gene Ontology annotation, molecular function: GTP binding. Gene Ontology annotation, cellular component: nucleolus. The coding region runs from base 1 to 1461 and encodes 486 amino acids. The transcript is spliced from 9 exons. The record is from RefSeq and is a predicted model, not a curated record. NCBI's taxonomy places the organism in Eukaryota, Apicomplexa, Conoidasida, Eucoccidiorida, Eimeriidae.